Rhineura floridana is the source of this 5671-nucleotide messenger RNA. RefSeq names its product ganglioside GM2 activator (gene GM2A). The record is from RefSeq and is a predicted model, not a curated record. Gene Ontology annotation, biological process: ganglioside catabolic process; lipid transport. Gene Ontology annotation, molecular function: lipid carrier activity; enzyme activator activity. The coding region runs from base 329 to 949 and encodes 206 amino acids. Gene Ontology annotation, cellular component: cytoplasmic side of plasma membrane. NCBI's taxonomy places the organism in Eukaryota, Metazoa, Chordata, Lepidosauria, Squamata, Rhineuridae. The transcript is spliced from 4 exons.
UUUUUUUCCUUUUUAAACGUAGCAGAGGAAGGAGGAGGAACCUGUGUGCCUAGCGCUCGGGGAAAGAGGCAAGCUGGUGCUUGAAUUAAGCAAAUCUCCUGCUGAGUUGCUCGUGACUGCGUCUCCGAUAUCUGCUGUAUCCAACUUCUGACAAGGUUGAAGGCCAGCUUCUUAUCUUCAGCCGCUGGCAUCUAUAAAGCCAGCCGCCUGCAGCCUGCUUUGCUCUUGUGACCGUCUUCUUCAUUCCGCUUUCUUUGUGCUGGCUUUCUUUUCAAUCUCGCCUUCUUUCAGCUUAGCCCAAGAAACCCUUUCCGGAGCAGCAACAGAAAUGACAGCUUUGGCGCUGUCGCUGAUGUUAUGCGGCCUGCAGCUGUGGCCGGCUGUUCUUGGGGGCCACCAGCACCAGCGGUUCGCCGUGCUGGACAAGGACCGGCCCGCGAGGCAAACCAAGGUCCAAAACUUUGCAUGGGAGAACUGUGGCUCUCCCUCCGAACCUGCGGAGAUUAAGAGUCUAUCUGUAAGUCCAGAUCCUAUUUCCAUCCCAGGAGAUGUGACGGUCUGCGCAUCAGCUGCCACCACUACAGCCCUCACUUCACCUCUGAAGGGAGUUGUUGAUUUGGAGAAGAGACUUGGUGAAAUUUGGAUAAAAGUCCCUUGUGUGGAUGAACUUGGGAGCUGCACCUAUGAUGAUCUUUGUACCAAACUGGAGGCUCUUAUCCCUCCAGGUGAACCGUGUCCGGAACCCUUGCUCUCUUACGGCAUUCCUUGUCAUUGCCCUUUCAAAGCGGGUUCUUACAACUUGCCUUCCUCUGACUUCUACAUACCUAAAUUGGACUUGCCUUCAAUCCUCACCAAUGGGGAUUACAAGAUCAAGGUUCUACUGAGCAAUGGUGACCAAGAGCUUGCCUGUGUCAAGAUGACGUUUUCCCUCCACGCUGAAAGCUUGUAGUUUUGACGACAACAAUGCAGGCAUUUUUGGUGUUUGAAUGCCAUGCGUUCGUCUUAAUUUUUUUUUUGGUCCUGUUGAAAUACUAAUACUGAGACCUUGCAGCCUUAAGGGGAAGGGUUAUCAUUAACUGCUUUUAGGAUUGCUCUGAAUUACUUGGAGAAACAACCAAACUCAAUGAAGUUUUCAAAAUAAUGUUUUAAUUAGAAAUUUAGAUGUCUAUGCCUUACCAGUGUUUGUUAAUGGAUUAGAAUCAGGGCAGCCUCCUCACCUAGGCUCCUUGAGCAUUGUUGGACUACAGUUCUCAUCAUCUCUGUUGGCCAUGCUGUCUGAGGAUGAUGGAAGUUGGGGUCCAAUAAUGCCAGAGAGACCCAGGCUGGGGAAGGCUUGGUUUAUGGUCACAUUGCACAGGAUAUAUAUCCUACAUAGGAAUGGGGAGGAGGAGGGGAUAAAUAAGUGUUACACUGAUAGAUGAUGCAUGUACUGCUAGGUACAGCUUCCAGCAUGUGGAUGUACAAUAAAAUGAAACAUGUGAUUUUAUGUAUCACUAUGUACAUGAGAUCCCACUACAUCCCAUCCUACAUACUGUGGAAUGAGAUCUGUGGGCCCCUUCAGAGGUGUGAGAUACUGGGCACUGUGUGUGCUGACAUGAUUGCCUGAGCAGGAAUUCAUUAAGCAAUGAAUGGAGAAAGAAACCACGCUUCCUGCUUUCUGUGUCACAGCCCAGAAUAGCCAGGCAGCCCCAUUAUCUCCUUAUAAAACAAAUGUGGCUUUUUAAAAAUCUCACUCCAAACCAUAGAUCUUGUCGUGCUAUUUCAUGUUUCUGGCUCUGCAUGUAGCACAUAUCUAUGUGUUCGUCCUCUGGACAGGGUUGGUGCUGGCUGGGGAGGGUGGUGCAAGAAGGCAAAGCAAGCAUAAAAAGGCAGAGACAGGUUUAAACAGCUGGAGAAAUACACCCCUCCUCCACCCCUGUAAGCUCAUGUGGGAGAAACAUCAUGUGUGAAGUGACCCUUUAUAUGCUUAACUAUGCCCACUGGUGACCAAAGUUAUUGUGACGGUGCAUUGGCUUAUAUGGAAGCGAGACUUGCCUUUUAAGUUAGUCUCUGAUGAUAGCAGGUGGGAAAUGCUCAACAUAAAAGAUAUGUACAGAUCAUUUUGAUCACUUUUGUAUUUCAUGGGAGACUACUCACAUUUCUGGGAAGGACCAAAUGCUUCCCGUUCUCUUAAGGUAUUGGUGGACUAUUUGGGGACUGUUGGACAAAGUGGCACAGUUCCAUCUGUAUGGGAAUUUUCUUUUCGUGUCCAACUAGAAAAUGAAAGAUGAUUACUGAUCUUCUGGUUCCUAAGGAACCAAUUAAUCCCACACUUUGAUGAGGGUCCUUAGGGAACAAAGAAAACACCAAGUCCCUACUAUUCUUAAGAAGAUAUGGUCUGGAUUGAAGGAGCGCAAUAAUUCUGAUAUUCUAAAUGGUAGCAUUUUAGACCACAUGUGAUCUUGGCAUUGACCAAGGAAUCUGAUGACAUGAAUGGAAGAUGUAUAGUUGUGCCAUAUCUUGACAAUUUGAGUGCUGUGCAUGAUUUUCUCUUACAGGUGGUUGGACUAGAUUGUUCUGGGAUUCUUGUAGUUCUAAGUGAUGAACAAAUUUGCUUGGUGCAUAUUACAUGUGUCAAGCGAUACAAUGCAGCACUGGAAAGAGACUGUUACAAAAUGAAGCGAACAUCUGGACUAAGGAUUUGUUCUUGUAGUGUGAGCCUGCUUGAUUGAUGCUCAUAGGAACCCAUCCUUUAACCACAAUGAUGUGUGAUGGAAUCCCUGGCUAUCUUCAGUCUUUUUCUCCCCUUUCAAUAAGGCCUUAAGCUUGUAGGGUAAUCGUCAUAGACCCUGUAAAUUCCGAAGAAUUUGUUCCUGUAUUGCAUAUAGAAAGAUGACCUACAUACUUUGUCCUGUUUAAUUACCCUUUAUGGUACUGAUAUUAAUAGAACUCUGCCUGUAAUACUACCUUUUUCAGGGAGUUUUAGUGUUCACUGCAAUAACUCUGUCUUGUGCCAUGCUAUCCGGUUUGAAUGGAUAUGCUAUCAUAUUAUGCAUCUUAUUUCAUAACCCAGAGCAGCCUUUCCCAACCUUUGGGUCCCCAGAUAUUCCUGGUCUACAACUCCCAUCAGCCCCAGCCAGCAUGGCCAAUGGUCAGGAAUUAUGGAAACUGUAAUCCAGCAAUAUCUGGGGACCCACAGUUUGGGAAAGGCUGAUCUACAGCCAUCUUGAAUAUCCAUACUCUCCAAAUUCAGGUCCUUCUAUGUUCUAAGUAUCUUUUCCAUCUCCACCAUGUCGCAUGUGUUGCCCUCUAAUUGUUAUGUGCCUUCAAGUUGAUUUCAAUUUAUGGUGACCCUAUGAAUCUGCGACCUCCAAUAGCAACUGUUAUAAAUCACCCUGUUCGGAUCUUGUAAGUUCAGGUCUGUGGCUUCCUUUAUGGAAUCAAUCCAUCUCUUGUUUGGUCUUCCUCUUUUUCUGCUCCCUUCUGUUUUUCCCAGCAUUAUUAUCUUUUCUAGUGAAUUCAUUAUGUGUUCAUAGUAUGAUAACCUCAGUUUCAUCAUUUUAGCUUCUAGUGAUAGUUCUGGUUUAAUUUGUUCUAACACCCAAUUAUUUGUCUUUUCUGUGGUCCAUGGUGUCCGCAAAGCUCUCCUCCAACACCACAUUUCAAAUGAGUUGAUUUUUCUCUUAUCUGCUUUUUUCACCGUCCAACUUUCACAUCCAUACGUAGAGAUCAGGAAUACUAUGGUCUGAAUGAUCCUGACUUUAUGUUCAGUGAUACAUCUUUGCAUUUGAGGAUCUUUUCUAGUUCUCUCAUAGCUGCCCUUCCCAGUCCUAGCCUUCUUCCGAUUUCUUGACUAUGGUCUCCAUUUUGAUUAAUGACUGUGCCAAAGUAUUGAUAAUCCUUGACAAGUUCAAUGUCCUCAUUGUCAACUUUAAAGUUACCUAAAUAUUAUGUUGUCAUUACUUUAGUCUUUUUGACGUUCAGCUGUAGUCCUGCUUUCGUGCUUUCCUCUUUAACUUUCAACAGUAUUUGUUUCAAAUCAUUACUGGUUUCUGCUAAUAGUAUGGUAUCAUCUGCAUAUCUGGAAAUAUUGAUAUUUCUCCAAUUUUCACACCUCCUUCAUCUUAGUCCAAUCCCGCUUUCCAUAUAUGUUCUGCAUAUAGAUUAAACAAAUAGGGUGAUAAAAUACACCCGUCUCACACCCUUUCUGAUUGGGAACCAGUCGGUUUCUCCAUAUUCUGUCCUUACAGUAGCCUUUUGUCCAGAGUAUGGGUUGCGUAUCAGGACAAUCAGAUGCUGUGGCGCCCCCAUUUCUUUUAAAGCGUUCCAUAGUUUUUCGUGAUCUACACAGUCAAAGCCUUUGCUGUAAUCUAUAAAGCACAGGGUGAUUUUCUUGGUCCGUUCCAUUAUCCAACGUAUGUUUGCAAUACAUACCUCUUCCCUUUCUAAAUCUAGCUUGGACAUCUGGCAUUUCUCACUCCGUAUAUGGUAAGAGCCUUUGUUGUAGAAUCUUGUCAUUACUUUACUUGCAUGGGAUAUUAAGGCAAUAGUUUGAUAAUUACUGCAUUUCCUGGGAUUCCCUUUCCUUGGAAUUGGGAUAUGUAUUGAAAGCUUCCAGUCUGUGGGCCAUUGUUUUAUUUUCCAUAUUUCUUGACAAUUUUUUCUCAAAAUAUGGACAGACUCAGUCUCAGUAGCCUGUAGCAACUCUAUUGGUAUGCCAUCUGUUCCUGGUGAUUUGUUUUUCCAAGUAUUUUAAGAGCAGCUUUCACCUCGCAUUCUAAAAUUUCUGGUUCAUCAUACGGUUCCUCCGUGAAUGACUCUGUCAUCCUUGCAUCUCUUUUAUAGAGUUCUUCAGUGUAUUAGAGAGUCCCCCUCUAAUACAAACAAAUAUUUUGUCACUUUGAGAGGCCGGGGAAAAAGUACAUUGCAGCUUACAAAGGAGUAACAUUCUAAUGGAAGAACUGCCCUGCCAUCAGCAUCCUUCCAACUCGCUGCCUUCCUCAUUCCCAUCAAGCCAUUCUUCCUUCUUACCCAAUCCACUUAAAAUAUGAGGGACUUUUCCUGAAUCAGUCUGGAGGGCCUAGAUCCUUGUGAUGGAUACUUUUGUCAGAUCUAGACUUGGCAAGGUGAUGUUUGCUUUAUUUGAGUAGGUUUUAAAAUGUAUUUAAUGUGCACAAGUCAGAGUAAGAGUCACAGGGCAAGGAGUGGCACAUGAAGAGUAAUUACCCACCCCUUAGGUUAGGAUCCCCAUCCCACUCAUAGUUAUCUCCUGGAUGACACAAUGAUCCCACAACUUCUUCUACAUAAUUACACUCGAGGUGCCUGUAUAAAAAAAGUAUCCCCACAACAUUGCUGAAAAAGUUUGUGUACAAGACCACUGCUAUUUUGUAUUGCAGUAUUGCCUCUAAGCAUGCAGUUGCCACUGUGCUCCCCAUUUUAAAUUGUCACAUAUUUGGGAGAAUGCCUUCCCUUUUUAAAUAUCUUCCUGAACUUGCUACAUUUCAUAAAUGAUCACAAUUUCUGUUGAUUUCAUUUGCAUUCUAAUAAUCUCUUAAAUUAUCUCCAUUCCAAAUGCUUCUCAGCAAAUAGCCAAUUUUAUUUUCUGGUAUUCAGUUUCAUGCUGGGGAAAAAAACUAAUGGCCUUUAGUGCUGCUGCCAUAAGGAAGUAUUGAAUAAAUCUUUUUUCUGAUCA